AUGCCCGACCUGGCUCUGAACGCAAGUACUCAUAAGGUCUUGCGUCAACCCUCGCGAGGACCUCACUGCUUGCAAAGGGACCCUCGGGGUCAUCGCUCUGCGAAAGGGCGACUACAUUAUCGGACACAGACAACGGCUCUAAGUGGGGACCCGAUUAAAAUGGAAACACCCAUUAACAUAGCAGCAGAGGAGAUGGAAUCGAUCUUUGGAAGAAGAUCGAAAGUACACCGAUCACCGGUAAAUUCUCCACUAGCCUCCGGGCCCAGUGUCGAGAAAGAGAAGGAGGUAAGAAGUAUAGCGUUAGACUGUACCCCAGCGGAGAACAACGCGGAGACAUGCGAGAACAGCACCAGUUCUCCUAGACAAGAGUUCAUCUUGAAGAUGCGACUUUCGGAGGAGGAGGCGCUUGAAAAGUGCAAGAAAGUCCUUCGCCAGAUGCGACUAGUUAUAGGAAGGCAGAAGAACAUUAGCAGGGAUGUCCAAAAUGGUGUGUCUGAGAUAGAGGAAAUCUUGGACAUUAUUGGGAGCUACCGCAAAAACUGGAAGGCCGCGGAGAAGCAGAAACAGCAAAGCAGGCCAAUAAUAGCGGAGACUCCCACGACAUCAACCAACAUGUCGACGCCUUCUACGGCGCAAAACAAGAGGAGCGCGCCGAGUCCAGUCGAAGAAAAUCCUGGCAAAAAGAAGAAGGAUAAAGCUGUAGAGGUGAGACCACCGGCGAAAACAGCCGGAAAGAGGAAGCCCGACAAAGAGGCUGAGAAGAAGAAGCCCGAAGAAGAGGCAAGAACGUCAAGGAGGAACCCGCGGCGAAAACCGCGCGCUCGGAGACCACGGAAACCCAGGCAGCGACCAGAGGCCGUGUUAAUCAAGCCGAAGGAGGGGCAUAGUUACGCGGACGUGCUCAGGGACCUCAGGCGAAACGCGAAACCGGAGGAAGCCGAGGUCGCCAUCCGCUCGUCCAGAAAACGAGAACGGGUGCAGUUCUUCUCGUGA
Stomoxys calcitrans (stable fly) is the source of this 993-nucleotide messenger RNA. Its product is annotated as neurofilament heavy polypeptide-like. The record is from RefSeq and is a predicted model, not a curated record. Bases 1 to 993 code for a protein of 330 amino acids. The transcript has a single exon. Lineage: Eukaryota; Metazoa; Arthropoda; Insecta; Diptera; Muscidae.